AUGGCUAUCUCUAAAGUGGCAGUUGCCGGAGGUACCGGCAACCUCGGUCCAGCCAUUGUCAACGCCCUGUUGACUGCGGGCUUUGAGGUCACCGUCCUCAGUCGAUCCUCGUCACACAAACUGGAUCCUCGCGUCAAAGUCCAGGAGGUUGACUACAACUCGCAAGAAUCCCUCACCACAGCACUAUCAAGCCAAGAUGCGGUCGUCAACGCCCUCGGAGUCGGGGUGGUCGCUCGUGAAAUCCACCUUCGCCUCGUGGAAGCUGCCCACGCCGCCAAGGUCAAGAGAUUCAUCCCAUCGGAAUUUGGCAGCGAUACCGUACACCACUUGACUGCACAACUGCCCGUAUUCGGUGACAAGGUUGCCGUCCUGGAAAGACUGAAGGAGAUCUCAGCCCAGGAUCAAGAAUUCAGCUACACCGCAAUUAUCAACGGCCCUUUCUUCGACUGGGGUCUUGAGAAGCAAUUUUUCCUCAACCUUGCUGGUCCAACGACACAAAUCUACGAUGGUGGCGACGUGCCAGUGAGCACCACAACUCUUCCCGGAAUCGGCCGUGCUGUCGCUAGCGUUCUACAAAAGCCCGACGAAACCAAGAAUCGCCCCGUCUACGUCGCAGAAACAGUCUUCACACAAAAUAAACUAUUGGAGUGGUCAGGCAAGGCCGAUAGAAUUGAGAAGAUCCCUGUCACCACCGAGGAGUUGGAGCAGAAGGCCUAUGAAGCGAUCAAGCAGCCCACGCCUGACGGUGCCACAUUCGCCCGCAACCUCAUCUUGCGAGCUAUCUUUGGAGGUAAAUUCGGAGGUCAUUUCUCAAAGACCGAUAAUGAGCUGCUUGGGGUGAAAGAACUGUCGGAGUCAGAGAUUAAGGAUUUGGUUAAGCAGUAUGUUUAG
Messenger RNA from Penicillium waksmanii, 891 nucleotides. RefSeq names its product aromatic alcohol reductase. Gene Ontology annotation, molecular function: oxidoreductase activity. The record is from RefSeq and is a predicted model, not a curated record. The coding region runs from base 1 to 891 and encodes 296 amino acids. The transcript has 2 exons. Lineage: Eukaryota; Fungi; Ascomycota; Eurotiomycetes; Eurotiales; Aspergillaceae.